Messenger RNA from Prionailurus viverrinus (fishing cat), 4137 nucleotides. RefSeq names its product multimerin 2 (gene MMRN2). Gene Ontology annotation, biological process: negative regulation of cell migration involved in sprouting angiogenesis; negative regulation of vascular endothelial growth factor receptor signaling pathway. The record is from RefSeq and is a predicted model, not a curated record. NCBI's taxonomy places the organism in Eukaryota, Metazoa, Chordata, Mammalia, Carnivora, Felidae. Gene Ontology annotation, molecular function: protein binding. The transcript has 8 exons. Bases 541 to 3297 code for a protein of 918 amino acids.
UGGCUACUCACUAGCACCGUGGAUGCCCCCACGUCCCAGGGCUCCAUCAAGGGCAUCAAGGGCAGUGGGGGAGAUGGGGCAGAGGAGCACACAAAGGGCCUCCCAGUGUCCUGGCCUCUGGCUAACAUUGUGUGACCCUAGGACAGCUUUCUCUCUCUGAAUCUCCGCCCACCUGCUGGCUCCCACCCACAGCCCAGUGGUGAAAGGCGCUGAGUAGGCACGAAGUGCCCCUCGCUUCCUGGACACCAGCAUGGAUGGGCAGCAGGUUCCCUGAGACUGAGCCGACCGCUUCCUGCAGACCCACCUCGAGGCUUGUGUUCUUCUCCUGACUCCCAUGGGGACGUGUUGGUGGGGCCACCCCCCUGUGUGUUCCACACCUCCAGUGUCCCUGACCUGAGUCCUCUUAGAGAGGCACAGGAACCGGUCUGAGUUGUUGGCUGCCUCUGCAGGGGAUGGUGGAGGCUUAACUUGAAGACGACGUCAACAUCACCAGCAGUGUGUGGAGUCACUUGCUGCGGCUGAGCCUGUCCCACGGCCAAGAUGAUCCUGACGCUGCUGCUCGGUCUCGGGGGGCCCCUAGGCUGGGGGCUGCUGGGGGCCUGCGCCAAGGCUUCAGGUAGCAGGCUCUCUGAUCCACAUAGCCCAAGGCCGCCUGCGGUCUGGAGGGCAGAGGCUGAGGAUAUCGGCGGGGACCCCAUCAGACGUAACUGGUGCCCUUACCAGAAGUCUAGGCUGGUCACCUUUGUAGCUGCUUGCAAAACAGAGAAAUUCCUUGUCCACUCGCAGCAGCCAUGUCCACAGGAGACUCCGGACUGCCAGAAAGUCAAAGUCAUGUACCGCAUGAUACACAAGCCGGUGUACAAGGUCAAGCAGAAGGUUCUGGCUUCCGUGGCCUGGAAGUGCUGCCCAGGCUUUUCAGGCCCUGACUGCCGACACUACGAUCCCACGGCAAUCCUUGAGCCCGAAGAUCCAGGGGAUGGCCUCCAGGAGUCUUGGGAUGGGCCAGUCGGCUUUGAACCAGGCCACCUGGCUGCAGAGAUCAGCGACACCAUGGUACCACAGGAGGAUCUCCAGAACGAUAUUCACCAGGUGGCAGACAGCCUCCCAGGCCUGUGGAAGGCGCUGGAAAGCAACGUCACAGCUGCGACCAUGGAGGCAAAUCAGACAGAGCCUGUGUUUCCUGGCAGAUCCCUGGAGCAGGUGCUACUGCCCCACAUGGACGCCUUCCUGCGAGUGCAUUUCAGCCCCAUUUGGAGCAGCUUCAACCAAAGCCUGCACAGCCUCUCCCAGGCCGUAAGAAACCUCUCUCUUGACGUGGAGGCCAACCAGCAGGCCAUCCGGGGGGUCCAGGAGAGCACCGUGGCCAGAGCUGACUUCCAGGAGCUUGGUGCCAAAUUUGAGACCAAGGUGCAGGACAACGCCCAGAGAGUGGGACAGCUGCGGCAGGACGUGGAGGAGCGCAUGCACGCCCAGCACCUCUCCCUGCAGCAGUCCGUCUCCGAGGUACACGCAGAUGUGGACGCCAAGUUGAAGAGGUUCCUUAAGGCCCAGGGGCCCGUGGGGGCCAACGGCAGCCUGGUCCCCGCGGCGGCGGGGGCAGCGGCAAGGCCGGAGCCCGAGAGCCUGCAGGCCAGGCUGGGCCAGCUGCAGAGGAACCUCUCAGCGCUGCACGCGGCCGCCGGCCGCAGGGAAGAGGAGUUGCGGGGCAUCCUGGCGGACAUGCAGGCCACCCUGGCGCAGCACGUGGAGGAGAUCAAGGAGCUGUACUCGGAAUCCGAUGAGACCUUCGAUCAGAUCAGCCAGGUGGAGCACAAGCUGUUGGAGCUGCAGGUGAACCACACGGCGCUGCGUGAGCUGCGGGUGAUCCUGAUGGAGAAGUCGCUGAUCAUGGAGGAGAACAAGGAGGAGAUGGAGCGGCAGCUCCUGGAGCUCAACCUCACCAUCCAGCACCUGCACGGCACCAACGCCGACCUCAUCAAGUACGUCAAGGACUGCGACUGCCAGAAGCUCUACUUGGACCUGAACGCCACACGGGCCCUGGAGGAGGCGCAGGUGGGCCCGGACGAGCGGCGCCGGCUCGAGGGCUCGUCCCUGCAGGCCCUGAGCGACGCCGUGGCCGCCCUGUCGCGGGCGGUGGACGAGCGGCGGGCGGAGGGCGAGCGGGCGCGGGUCGACGGGGCGCGGCUGCGGAGCCAGCUGCGGGCGCUGGACGGCGAGGCGAGCGCGCUGCGGGAGGCGCACGGGGAGAUGCGGCGCGAACUCGGCCAGCUGCACGGCUACUUCAAGGCCCUGCUGGACGACGCGCUGCGGCACGAGGCCGUGCUGGCCGCCCUUUUCGGAGAGGAGGUGAUGGAGGAGAUGUCCGAGCAGGCGCCCGGCCCGCUGCCGCUGCGCUACGAGCAGAUCCGCGUCGGCCUGCAGGACGCCGCCAGCGGGCUGCAGGAGCAGGCGCUCGCCUGGGACGCGCUGGCCGCCCGCGUGGCGGCCCUGGAGGCGGCGGCAGAGGCGGCGGGAGGCCGCGAUGCGUCGCCGGGGGAGGCCGGCGGGCGGGUCCCCGCCGGGCUGGCGCAGGAGCUGGAGCGCCUGGACGCCGACCUCCAGAGGGUGGGCCGUUGCUGCGAGGCCUCCGGGGUCUCCUCCCUCAACAGCUCCCUGGAGGGCCUGCAGGAGGCGCUGUCCGCCACCCAGCGCGACUUGGAGCAGCACCAGCGCCUCUUCCACAGCCUCUUCGGAAACUUCCAAGGGCUUUUGGCAGUCAACGUCAGCCUGGACCUGGGGAAGCUGCAGGCCAUGCUGAGCAAGAAAGGGAAGAAGCGGCAGAAAGGUCUGGAAGCUUCCCGGAGGAGAGACAGGAAGGAAGCAGAGCCCAGGGCGGAUGCACAUAUCAAAGGGCCUGUGCUUUGGGAAGCAGGCUCCCCUGUGGCCUUCUAUGCCAGCUUUUCAGAAGGGACGACUGCCCUGCAGACAGUGAAGUUCAACACUACCUAUGUCAACAUUGGCAGCAGCUACUUCCCCGAACACGGCUACUUCCGAGCCCCCGAGCGCGGGGUCUACCUGUUUGCAGUGAGCAUUGAAUUUGGCCCCGGGCCAGGUACAGGGCAGCUGGUGUUUGGAGGUCACCAUCAGACCCCUGUCGGUUCCACUGAGGAGCGGAAGGGCGGAAGCACGGCAACAACCUUUGCCAUGGCCGAGCUGCAAAAAGGCGAGAGAGUGUGGUUUGAGUUAACCCAGGGAUCCGUAGUAAAGAGACACCCGCCAGGCACGACAUUCGGGGGAUUCCUUAUGUUCAAGACCUGAACACUGGACACGGCCCCGACCAGACGUUGCGGACUCGCCCAGCUCUCCUUGGCCUGGAGCCCUGGCCAGGGGUGGUCUGGAGACCAUCCAGCCGGUCCAGUUCUUCCUGGAAAACUUCUGCAAAGACAAUGUGGUGUGUGUGGCCUCCCUCUAGAUGCGCUGGGUUUCGCUAUUUCUUACUGACGAGAAGCACCGGAAUACUCCUCUCUGGGCAGAACCCGGCCUGGGACGGGUGAACGUUAGCUUGGCGCGCCUUCUGAGGCGGCAUGGCUUGGACUCCGGCUCUCUGCCACACCCUGUGUUUUACGGCAUCUUUGGUGUGCUGCUCCUCCUGGGGUUGGAAACUUGAAACCUUUCUCCCACUUCUUCUCCCUGACCUUAUGCCAGAAAAGCGUUCUUUCCCGGAAGGAACGUUCCACACAGAGGUGACAUUUUGGACAAUGUUGGAAACCGGUCUCUACCCACUACAGGGCAGUAGGAGAAAACCAACCUGUUUGGCCUUUACUAGCAACAGGGACAGAGGCCUCAUUGAGUGACCAAAGGAACAAAAUUAUUAUCUUCUCUUUGGUUUUAGUCCUUCUUUGAACUUAUCUGUAGCCUUAAUUUCACUUCUUUUUCUCCUUGCCGCCAGAAGAUAAAGGCCAAGCAUGCCAAACAUGAACUAAAAUGUGUACAGCCUUUACCUUUUUUUUUUUUCCCCCACUUCCUCCACUAGCUAAUGAGCGCCCUCAUUCUUAUUAGCAUCUCUCACCGGGAAGGAGGCUGAGGGAGGAAGUGAAGGAAGAUGGUCAAAAUCUUCCUCAAUAAUGAUCAGCUCUGGAAUAAAGCAAUGCCUUUCAA